Arabis nemorensis is the source of this 951-nucleotide messenger RNA. NCBI's taxonomy places the organism in Eukaryota, Viridiplantae, Streptophyta, Magnoliopsida, Brassicales, Brassicaceae. The record is from the annotation of a GenBank genome assembly.
AUGAAAUCAAGGUUGACGUUAGCUUCGCUUUCACGAACACUCCCAUUCUCAAAACAAUUUGGGAAAAUUACUGCGGCAAGGGCUAACACAAUAGAGAAUGUCGUCUCGCGGCUAUCGUUCAACGACGUUGGCCUUAAGUACUUAACUACGGCAGCAAAAGGCGGAGAGGCAGCGGCGAGGACUUCAGUGUGGUGGGAUAUUGAGAAUUGCGGGGUCCCCAAAGGUUGUGACGGCCGUACGAUUGCUCAUAACAUUACAUCGGCUCUGCUGAAAAUGAACUAUUGUGGUUCGCUCACCAUUUAUGCAUAUGGUGACACCAAUCGAAUACCUUCUUCUGUGCGACAAGCUCUCUCUUCUACCGGCGUAUCGCUAAAUCACGUUCCUUCUGGAGUGAAAGACGGGAGUGAUAAGAAGAUCAUUGUAGACAUGUUAUUGUGGGCUAUGGAAAAUCGAACUCCCGCUAAUAUUAUGCUCAUAUCAGGUGAUGGAGACUUCUCAUAUGUUCUUCACCAGCUGAAGAUGAAGAAGUACAAUAUUCUUCUGGUACGACCUGAGAUUGCAUCUCCCUUUCUUAUCACUGCUGCACAGACAGUAUUGUCAUAUAGGAGCAUAGUUGGACUUGGAGCUGGCUCUGGCGACAAGGCUCCUAAAAAAGCUGAUCCAGGCAAACCUAUGAGCUCAGAUUUGGUCACUGAAAGCAAGAAGAGCCAGAUAUUUUGUCAAAUAUGCAGUGUUUCUUGCACAAACUUGGCUGCUUACAACUCUCACCUUUCUGGUAAAAAGCACAAGAAAAAGGCUAAGCUAGUAGCAAGUAAAAGCGCUCAGGUCAAAGCAAAAGCCUUGUGGUGUAACAUUUGCCACGUCCAUUUCCCGACAGUUGGGAAGGAAGAACAUACCUCAGGACGAAAACACAAAAACAAACUUAAAGUUGAAGCCGGACAUUCUCCUUAA